This is a messenger RNA of Chinchilla lanigera (long-tailed chinchilla), 4188 nucleotides long. RefSeq names its product zinc finger protein 263 (gene Znf263). The transcript is spliced from 6 exons. The record is from RefSeq and is a predicted model, not a curated record. Gene Ontology annotation, biological process: regulation of transcription by RNA polymerase II. NCBI's taxonomy places the organism in Eukaryota, Metazoa, Chordata, Mammalia, Rodentia, Chinchillidae. The coding region runs from base 624 to 2684 and encodes 686 amino acids. Gene Ontology annotation, molecular function: DNA-binding transcription factor activity, RNA polymerase II-specific; RNA polymerase II cis-regulatory region sequence-specific DNA binding.
AGAAAGAAUUUCGUGGGAGAGCUUAUAAACAAUUCAGACUUUUGGGCCCCGCUCCAACACUGAUGCAGCUUGACUUUAGAUCAAGCGUAGCUCAUUUUGACUAACCUUGCUGGGGAAAUCUGAUUCAGGUCGUCCACCACUCUAUACCUGCUUCUGUUACCUCUUCCACCUAGCUACCCGCCCCCCCAGGAGGUCGCAGGAUUCCCCCUGAAACCAGCCUUUCGUCUCCGACUGGCCUCUGCCUUGUCUCGCCUCCGCACAAAAACUUCGUCUUCUCGUCUGUCGAGGCGAGUCUGUGCUGACACUUGAUCCAAUGGCACGAGAAUACUCAAAACGUAACCCGGAAGUUGGUCUCGCGCCGACGGUAUUGGACUGUGACGCCUAAUGAGUGCGCCGAAACUUCCGGCCUAAUAGCUAAGGGCAGAGUCUUGCGUGGUCCGAGACCCGGGAAUAAGGGGCUGCAGUGGGGGCCGACUGAGGCCAAAGCUCCGAGCUAGGGUCUUCCGCUAGGGUCUGGAGCGCUGGACCGCUUGGCUCCUGCUGAAGCAGUCUAUCCUGGCACGGGGUCCUGGGCUCCUCCAAAAGAGGGCGCAGCUGGUUUCCGGGCUAAGGCGCUCUGCUGCAUGGCAAUGGCGGCUUUCCCGGGCUCUCAGGAGCGGGAAGGGCUCCUUAUAGUGAAACUCGAGGAGGACUGCGCCUGGACCCAGGAGCUGCCUCCCCGUGACCCUGGGCCCAGCCCCGAGGCCUCCCAUCUGCGCUUCAGGAGGUUCCGCUUCCAAGAGGCCGCUGGUCCCCGGGAAGCCCUCUGCCGGCUCCAGGAGCUUUGCCAUGGGUGGCUACGGCCUGAGAUGCGCACCAAGGAGCAGAUCCUGGAGCUACUGGUGCUGGAGCAGUUCUUGACCAUCCUGCCCCAAGAGAUCCAGAGCAGGGUGCAGGAACUACAUCCGGAGAGCGGCGAAGAAGCAGUGACCCUUGUAGAGGAUAUGCAGAGAGAGCUUGGGAGACUGAGGCAACAGGUCACAAACCAAGGGCGGGGAACAGAAGUGCUUUUGGAGGAGCCUUUGCCUCUGGAAACAGCAGGAGAGUCACCGAGCUUCAAGCUGGAGCCUGUGGAGACUGAGCGAAGUCCUGGCCCCAGGCUGCAGGAGCUGCUAGGCCCCAGCCCCCAAAGGGACCCCCAGGCUGUAAAGGACAGGGCGUUAUCUGCUCCCUGGCUUUCUCUCUUUCCUCCUGAAGGGAAUAUGGAAGACAAGGAAAUGACUGGGUCCCAGUUGCCUGAGAGCUUAGAGGACAUGGCAAUGUACAUCUCCCAGGAGGAGUGGGGGCAUCAGGAUCCUAGUAAGAGAGCCCUCUCCAGGGACACGGUGCAAGAGAGUUAUGAGACUGUGGACUCACUAGAGCCUCACAUGCCCAGUCAGGAGGCCCUAAGCACCCAGGUUGAACAAGGAGAGAAGCCAUGGGAUCCCAAUAUCCAGAAUUGUAAGGAGGGUGUGAGCCCCAGAAGCCCAGCUCCAGGGGAAGAGAAAUUUGACAACCAAGAAGGAGAUGUUCAAUCUGUUUCCCCUGAGAACACUCACCCUCAGGUGCUGCUCCCUGGCCCGGCCAGAGGGGAGGUGCCCUGGAGUCCUGAGCAGGGCCGGCCUCGUGACAGGGCAGAAGGGCAUUGGGAACCACCUCCAGAAGAUGAAAUGGAGCAGUCCUUAGCAGGAGCUAUAAGUUGCAGAGAACUGGGGCCACCAAAGGAACUACAGCCAAAAAAACUUCAUUUAUGUCCUUUGUGUGGCAAAAAUUUCUCUAAUAACUCAAAUCUAAUUAGACAUCAGAGAAUACAUGCAGCAGAAAGACUGUGUAUGGGUGUGGAGUGCAGUGAAAUCUUUAGUGGGCACCCACAUUUUCUCUCACUACAUAGAGCACAUCUGGGAGAGGAGGCCCAUAAGUGCCUAGAAUGUGGGAAAUGCUUCAGUCAAAAUACCCAUCUGACUCGCCAUCAGCGCACCCACACAGGUGAGAAGCCCUAUCAGUGCAAUGUGUGUGGAAAAAGCUUCUCUUGCAACUCCAACCUCCAUAGGCACCAGAGGACACACACUGGGGAGAAGCCCUACAAGUGCUCCGAGUGUGGGGAGAUCUUUUCUCAUAGCUCCAACCUUCUUCGACACCAGAGGAUCCAUACAGGAGAGAGGCCCUAUAAGUGUGCUGAGUGUGGGAAAAGUUUCUCUCGGAGUUCUCACCUUGUCAUUCAUGAAAGAACCCAUGAGAGAGAGAGGCUUGACCCCUUCUCUGAGAAUGGGGAGGCCAUGAGUGAUGGUACCUCCUUUCUUACAAGCCAAGGAACCCGCAGAGCAGAAAAGAAACUCUUUGAAUGUUCAACUUGUGGGAAAACCUUCCGGCAGGGCAUGCACCUCACCAGACAUCAGAGAACGCACACAGGAGAGAAACCAUAUAAAUGUACCCUUUGUGGAGAAAACUUCUCUCAUAGAUCCAACUUAAUCAGGCACCAGAGAAUUCACACAGGAGAAAAACCCUAUACAUGUCACGAAUGUGGAGACAGUUUCUCUCACAGCUCCAAUCGGAUUCGUCACCUGAGAACCCAUACUGGAGAGAGACCUUAUAAAUGUUCUGAAUGUGGAGAAAGCUUCUCUCGGAGUUCACGCCUUAUGAGUCAUCAGAGAACUCACACGGGUUAGAAAUAAUGGAAUUUCUCUUUGCCCCUGGUGGCAUAUAGAAGGUUGUCAAGAGCUGGCUGGCAUUGCUUGACCAAAUGACCUCUGUUUUCCAAGAGGAAAUGGGGGCUCAUUUUGAGGGUAAUGCAGAGGCAGCAAAGGAUUGCUGUAAAACUAAAGAGUUGUUUGCAAUAGUAAAAUCUGAUGUGACCUGCUCUGGGACAUUUUUAUUUAAUCCAUCCUGUCCCAACGUAUACCCACUUUCUUGAUGUGUUUAACCAGCAUGUAGUUUGGGUGCCUUACUAUGUAAUGCUUAUUCCAACAACUUUGGGAAUUCAUGUGAUCUUUUACUCCUUAUUCACUUGGGACUGCAGGAGCAUUGAGGCUCCUAAGGCCCUUGAGACCAAAGAAGAGGGGCCAGAUUUCCUGAGAAACCAGCAUAGAAGUCAACAAGACUGGUUGUAAAUUGUAGCCCUAACAGGUCAGCCAUGAUAACAUCCCUCAGUGGUCUGGCAGGAGUGCCCAUUGGUAAACCACAUAAUGUAUGACCUCAAACAAAAGAAAAUGGAGGUGUAGGGGAAAUUUAAGGAAGAACUUGCAGGUGAGUCUAGAAGUUGGCAGCUGAAAUGAGUGUGUAAUCAAUCUAUCCUUUGGACAGAUUGAGGCUUUCUUCUGUAUUGAAAAAAGAUACCCAGAGCUCUGAAGCCUUGUUCCCAGGUAGAGGGUUCCUUGAAAGAUGGAUUCCCUAGGAAACACUGAAAAUGUAGAUCCUAGGGAAAUUAGGGAUUAUGUCUGUCCCUGUUGACAAUGUUUGGAUGGUAAUAAAUAUCUUCAGGAAACAAAGUAUGUGGAUCUUUAUCUUAAUCCCAUGUUGACCUGUCUUCUAUCUCAGAGGAACUUGCUUUCUCUUUGUGGACUUUUGGGUUAGUCAAGAAGGUUCUGACAAAGGUGGCCGCAGAUAGCCUCAGGUGGUUUGUGGGCUUGAUGGGCUCUAGGCUGGACCUCCCAUGUGCUAACCAAGAGUCAAGCUGAAUGAAGGCUUGGGGUGAUGUCAUAAAGUCUCUGAAAGUUGUUCUUUCCCUCUGUGUUGUACAGCAGUAAAAAUGUUUUUGAUUCUUUGUUUAGAAAGAAAGAAUCUUACAAUUCUUAGAAAGAAUCUUAUAUUCUUUAUGAGGUAGCUGAAGCAGAUUAAGCUUUUUCAAAUGAUAUUUUGGUCUUGCACCUGGUUUCCAGGAAAGAAGCUAAGAUGGUCUUGCUGUAACUGAGUCAUUGAUCAUUAAUAGUGGGGAGGUAAAGGGGAGGGAAAAAUUAUUAUAAGAAAGCAUUAUAUUUUAGAAUAAGGAGUCAGAAGAGGUAUUUUCUGUAUCUAUAAGAAGGAUGUAGAACUACCAGGAGAUAUUCUAGGGGUGGAAGUCUGACGCCAGGAAAACAUCUCAGGAUAUGGUCAUGGAGGAAGAUAUCUGACCAGCUAUUAACAAUCCAUUAGCAACAGGCUAUCAAAUAAAGCAAUUUUAAGUGAUGGAAACAA